AUUGCCGAUUGGUUGUCCACGAACAUGUCGAGUAGUCCUCCUCAUGAGGUGGCACCGUCCACAACGCCGCCGCCGCCUCCUCCUCCACAGUACUUGAUCAUCAACAACAUCCAAAAGAGAAAGAACAUCCGUGACAUGCUCCUCAGCGCCAGUGCGUUUGGAGUCGCCGAAGUGUUUGUUGUCGGACACAAGCUGCUCAGCUUUGAUCAAGCCAUGAACAUCGAAGACGUGCUGCCCGGUUUCCAGUUUCCGUUUCGCAUCACGCGCUUUGACACUCUUGCCGAAUGCCGAGCCCACCUCGUUUCUAUUGAGCCCACCGUGACCAUCUUAGGCAUUGAGAUUCUGCACAACGCCAAGAGCGUCAACGACGUCGACGUGUUCCAGGGCCCGACGGCGGUCAUGGCGGGCAACGAAGGUAGCGGGUUGAGCGACGCCCAAGUGGCCAUUUGCGAUCGAUUUGUGUACAUUCCCCAAUAUGGCGGCGGCACUGCAUCGCUCAAUGUUACGGUGGCCACAUCCAUCGUCAUGCAUGCGUUUGCAUUGUGGGCGCAUGAUUAUUCGACUGCCGGGACACCAUUAUUACCUGUAUCAAAAUAACUCGACAGACACGCAACUCUAUGCCAUGAUGGGCGCUCUAUGUAGCAACAUGGAUCGCCGUUCUGUACUGAU
Molecule: messenger RNA, 669 nt
Organism: Aphanomyces astaci
Lineage: Eukaryota; Oomycota; Saprolegniomycetes; Saprolegniales; Verrucalvaceae
Exons: 1
Coding region: 25-597 (190 amino acids)
Biological process (GO): RNA processing
Molecular function (GO): RNA binding; RNA methyltransferase activity
Source: RefSeq, a predicted model, not a curated record